Papaver somniferum (opium poppy) is the source of this 615-nucleotide messenger RNA. RefSeq lists its product as uncharacterized. Gene Ontology annotation, biological process: root development; shoot system development. Bases 1 to 615 code for a protein of 204 amino acids. NCBI's taxonomy places the organism in Eukaryota, Viridiplantae, Streptophyta, Magnoliopsida, Ranunculales, Papaveraceae. The record is from RefSeq and is a predicted model, not a curated record. The transcript has 2 exons.
AUGGCUUCUUUCCAUGUGCGCUCCAUCAGUUUACCUACAAACUCACAUCCUCUCACUCUUGCACUGGAGGAACAAUUGUGCCAGCUAAAAGCAUCUUCAUCUUCAUCAAUCAGCCAAAAUUUAUCUGGUCUACAAAAAUUUAUUAUCAAGGAUGUAUUGUCUCAGAUGAGACAGUCUGUUCAAGAACUACAAUCAUCCAUUCGUAGACGAUCAAAUGAAGUUUUUGAAUACAUGAUUUCAAGAAAGAAACUCACCAAAGUGAUCCGCAAGUGCCUUGCAGAUCUUAAGAACAACAAGAAAAACAAAAUUAGCUUGCUAUCAGAAGUUGAAGCUACAACUUUAGCCAUUUUUGAAUCUAUAUCGUCUCUUGUUUCUGCUCCAAAAGAAAACAAGUCCUUGAUCUCUAAAUUGACGCUUACCAAGCAAGUUGCACACAUCAAACAAACUUUCGAAGUUGACAUUGCCGUAAAAGCCCUUACCAAGGGCAUUGAAGUAAACAAUGUACAAAAAACAUUGGGAGCCCUUGAAAUGACCCUUCAAGAUCUUGAAGAUGGACUAGAAACUGUCUUCAGAUGUUUAAUAAAACACAGAGUUUCACUUCUCAACAUCAACUAG